Molecule: messenger RNA, 6349 nt
Organism: Engraulis encrasicolus (European anchovy)
Lineage: Eukaryota; Metazoa; Chordata; Actinopteri; Clupeiformes; Engraulidae
Product: sodium channel protein type 4 subunit alpha A-like
Exons: 26
Coding region: 30-4754 (1574 amino acids)
Biological process (GO): sodium ion transmembrane transport; neuronal action potential; membrane depolarization during action potential
Cellular component (GO): plasma membrane; axon; voltage-gated sodium channel complex
Molecular function (GO): voltage-gated sodium channel activity
Source: RefSeq, a predicted model, not a curated record
UGUGCAAGAGAGCAGAGCAGUCGGUGAAGAUGUCUGCACACUGUGUCCCAUUGCUGGACGCGUGGAGGAGAAAUAUUAGUGCUCAAAUCAAGAGGAGCCAAUCGCUGAAGCUAUGUCCUCAACAUGUGGCGCUGCUGAGGGAGCCUGGCGUGGUGGCAUCUCUCGCCGAGCAGAAUGCCAAGAUGGCAGGCACGCUCCUCCGCACCGAUGGCACCGCUGCGUUCCGCCGCUUCACGCCGGACUCGCUGGCGGCGAUCGAGGCGGCCAAAGCUUUGGAGUGCGUGGAUUGUGAGGAGGAGAUGUGUCAAGACCAAAGCCAGAAGAACAAGAAGAAGAAGAAAAGGAAGAAUAAGAAGGAGCAGAAGGAUCGACCCAAGCCCUCCAGCGACCUUGAGGCCGGCAAGGUCGUGCCCUUCAUCUUCGGCGACCCUCCACCGGAGCUGCUCAACGUGCCCCUGGAGGACCUGGACCCCUUCUACAGGGCAAAGAAGACCUUCGUUGUCAUCAGCAAAGGGAACGUGAUCCACAGGUUCAACGCUGAGCCAGCUCUGGAUUGGCUGUGGCUACGGCCCUUCAGCCCUGUCAGACAAGCAGCCAUUCAAGUGGUUUUGCAUUCAUUGUUCAGAUUGUUCAUCGUCCUCACUAUUCUAGCCAACUGUGUGUUUCUGGUAAUGCCCUACUCAGCAGACGCAUUGGGGUUUACCUGUAUUGCCGUGUACACUUUAGAGGCCUUGAUCAAGGUGCUAUCCAGAGGACUGUGUUUGGGGCGCUUCACCUUCCUCCGCGACCCGUGGAACUGGCUCGACGUGUUUGUCAUCCUCAUGGGGUACCUUAGGAUGUUCAUAAACCUGCCGGGAUUUACUAUGUUUGCUGUGCUGAAGGUUAUCCCCCUGUUGCCUGGCCAGAAGCGGGUUGUCGGCGCGAUGGCCCAUUCCCUGCGGAGGCUUCGUGACGCGGCUGUCAUCACCCUCUUCAGUCUGGUCAUCUUUGCCUCAGUGCUGCUGCAGGUCUUCAUGGGCGACCUCCGGACAAAGUGCAUUGUUAUUGAUGAUUCAAACGGGACGUUUGAUGAUCUUGGCUUCUGGCAUGAUGAUGAUCCCUAUGGUCCUAGAUACAUCAACAACCAUUCUAACCAAUAUAUUCUGCCGAGCCAGUUGGAUGCUCUGGUGUGUGGGAAUCGGUCGGACGCUGGUGGCUGCCCUGCCGGUUUUAUAUGCCUGAGGACAGAAAGAAAUCCCAACUAUGGCUACACAAGCUAUGACAAUUUCUUCUGGGCCUUCCUCUCUGUUGUCCGUCUAAUGGCGCAGGACUUCGCAAGUGACCUCAUUACCCUGAGCCUGCGUGCGGGUGGGACUUACAACAUAUACUUGUUUGUCCUGAUGUCGCUGGGAUGCUUCUGUCUGGUGAGUCUGCUCCUGGCAGCCGUCUCCAUGGCGUACGCCGAGAUGAACAACGCCGCCAUCCAGGACGCCAAGGAGAAGGAGGAGGAGUACACCCUCAUCCUGGAGGAGAUGAAGAGACAGCAGGAGCAGCAGAAUGAAACCAGUGCCGUAGCCACCUCAGACGAUCAAGAUAUGAGCACUGUAAAUGUCUUAGCAGACACAGAAAUCACUGUGGAAGAUGUCCAGCAUCCUUUGGAUCGUUGUACGUCUCUCUGGCGUAAGUGUGCGGGAACAGUCCUGGUGUGGAACUGCUGUUCUUCAUGGGUAAUCCUAAAGAAGAUUUUGCAUACGGUGAUGACGAACCCCAUCACAGACCUGCUCAUGGUCAUCGUUGUCAUCACCAACAUUGUCUUCAUGAGCAUGGAGCGCUAUGAACUGACUUACGAGAUGGAGUACACACUGCAAUUAGCCGAUAAGGUAUUCGUUGCAGUAUACACAAUGGAGAUGGCUCUCAAAAUCACCGCAGUGGACCCUUACCAUUACUUCCAAGUGAGCUGGAAUAUUCUAGAUGCUGCGGUUGUGUUCCUGGCUAUGCUGGAGUCGAGUCUGGCUGAUGUCCAAGGUCUUUCGUUUCUCCGUCUUUUCCGUACGAUUCGUAUCUUCAAGCUGGCCAAGUUCUGGCCCAGCUUCCACAGCCUCCUGAGCGUCAUGCACCCGGCUAACGUGCUGCGCUGCGGAUCGUCUGUCCUGCUGGUCAUCUUCUUCUUCUUCUUCACGGUGAUGGGCACACGCCUCUUCGGCCAGAGCUACGAGUUCUGCGUCUGCAAGAUCGCAGGGGACUGCGAGCUGCCACGCUGGCACAUGGCCGACCUCUACCACUCGUUCCUCACUGUCUUCUACAUAGUCGGCGGCCGCUGGGUGGAGGUCCUGUGGGACUGCAUGGAGGUGUCGUCUCCGGCUUUGUGCGUGCCCUUCUAUAUGGCUGUCACAUUCCUCGGCACCUUGCUGACGUUGCACCUCUUCCUGACCUUGCUGUUGAGGUCCUUCAGUGGGGACCACCUGGCCUUAAUGGCCAAGGGCAACGGCAGCAGGAGAAACCUCCGCGUCGCCAUCGGGAGAAUCACACACGGCAUCAGCUGGGCGGCCGGGCAUGUCCAGCAACUGCUAGGUCAGGGUCAGCAGCCCGGACCGGCAGAGGGGAAGGACGUAGCCCUCGACCAGCUGGACACAGCAGAGUCUGGGCCGGAGCCGGCGGAUGGUCAGCCGGACGAGCUGAAGGACAAAUCUCUGACGGAGGAUACGGCCGCUACGGUCCAUGUUGCCAUGGCCACAGAUGAGGCCAGCGCUGAGGCUGAUGGUGGCGAGAGCAUUAUCAUACAGGAGCUCAAGCCAGAGAAUGGCCACAGCGAUAAGAACGGUGUGGAGAGCUCUCCACAGCACACGGCGAUGGACGAGGAGGUCCCCAUGCCCCCUGAAUGCUGCACGGAGAACUGCAUCCGCCACUGCCCUUGCCUGGCCCUGGACAUUACCCAGGGUAGGGGGAAGACAUGGUGGACGCUCCGGAGAGCCUGCCACGCCAUAGUGGAGCACCGAUACUUUAACAUCUUCAUGAUCAUCGUCAUCGUCCUCAGCAGCAUUGCUCUGACCUUUGAAGACAUCUUCCUUGAACAUAGACCAGUCCUGAAAAUGGUAGUGGAGCAUGCAGAUCAGGUGUUCACAGCGGUCUUCCUUACGGAGAUGGUCCUUAAAUGGAUGGCCUAUGGCUUCAACGUUUACUUCAAUGAUAUCUGGUGUUGCCUCGACUUUUUCAUCCUAAAUGUGUCCGUCUUGAGCUUUGUGGCCAAUGGGCUGGGGAGCCCCAGGCGCUCCUCCCUCCCCUUCAGAGCCGUCAUCCCCCUCAGGCUGCUCUCCAGGAGCCAGAGGAUGCAGGUGGUGCUACGUGUCCUAAAAGGGGCCAUCCCGUCCCUCAUCAACGCGCUGCUGGCGUGCCUGACCUUAUGGCUUGUCUUCAGCAUCGUUGGCGUCAAUCUCUUUGCCGGAAAGUUCUACCACUGCUUCAACAAAACCUCAGACAAAUAUUUUACAGAGGAAGACGUGCACAAUAAAACAGAAUGUUUUUUGCUCAUGGAGUGGUUGAAUGAAAGGCCUACAGAAGUUGUAUGGAAGACCACACAUUUCAACUUCGACAAUGUUAUGAAUGGCUAUGUGAGCCUGUUUCACGUGUCAAGCCAGAAAUCAGGAAUGGACGUCAUCUACAGUGCUGUUGAUUCACGUUUGAUUGAAGAACAACCAAUUUACGAAGACAACCUCUAUGCGUCCCUGUACUUUGUCUUGUUCUCCAUCUUCGGGGUCUUCUUCACGCUUAUCUUCUUCAUUGGGGAAAUCAUAGAGAACUUCAAUCAACAAAAAUCCAGGAGCGGAGAGCAGAACAUCUUCCUCACAGACAGCCAGAGGGGAGUCUACAGCGCUAUGAAGAAACUUGGUCUUCAGAGCUCCCAGAAAGCAGUGCCACGGCCACAGGGCCUAUGUUGUCGCUACAUGUAUGACUUGGUGACCAGUCGGUGGUUUGACAUAGGUAUGAUGGUGGUGGUGCUGCUAAGUAUCCUGACAACGAUGCUGGAAACAGCCGAUACCCCUGACUCCUUCUUAGAGGUGCUCUAUUUUGGACAAUUGGUCCUAAUAUUUGUCUUCCUCAUUGAAUUCAUUCUGAAAAUGUCGGGCCUGGGAAAGAGCUACUUCAGUACCGGCUCGAAUAUCCUGGACUUCAUUGCACUCAUUGUGAAUAUAAUCAGUUUAUUUCUGGCAGACCUUAUCCAUUUCUACCUUUUCCCCAUUGCACCCGUAUACCUUUUACGACUAGCAAGGACCGGUCGGGUUCUACCUCUAAUUCCUGGUACCGAGGGGAUCAGGACGCUGUUCUUCGCCCUGAAGAUGGCCCGUCCUGCUCUGUCUAACAUCGCUCUGCUCUUUGGCCUCACCAUGUUUGUCUUCUCCAUCUUUGGCAUGUCAGAGUUCCCCUUCUUCCUGUCAGAGGAAGGCGAUACAGGUAUAGACGAGUUAUUUAACUUCCAGACAUUCUUCAGCAGUUUCAAGUGCCUCUUCAUCUGCACGCUUUCGGGCGGCUGGGAAUCUUUCGUCUACAACCUGGUAAGAAGUCCGUUAUACCUCGACAAGAAGCACCCAGGAUUUGACGUGUGGGGUAGUUGGGUUAACCCCUUGGAGGGAGCCGCUUUCAUUUACUGUUAUGUGCUCGUAGUCUCCCUGUUAGUGAUCUAUAUGUUCAUCGCCUUCAUACUGGAAACGUUUGACUUUGAUGAAGUCUCAAGCGCAGAUGCAGCGAGGGAGGAUGACGAGCAUGAUCAUCAUGAUUAAAUGGAGGUGGUUGCUACAUUACCGUAGGUCGGUAACACUUCACAAUAACCUUCCGCUAAUUAGUUAACUAAUGUUAACUAAUGUUAACUAAUGGUAAGCUAUAAUUACGUCUCCCCGAAAUUGGGGGGUGGGGGGCACAAGCUCUGCUACAUAAUCGUGAUUAUCGUGAUCGUGAUGGUGAUCUAAAUAAUCGUGAUUAUGAUUUUUUUUCCAUAAUCGGGCAGCCCUUAUAUAUUAUUGUCAUCUGCAAAUGUUUAGUAAGUGUUAUACAAUUGAUUUAAUAAUGAUAUAUCAACGCUUAUAAUAGUAUUAUAGAUGCACAACAAACCAUUAGCUAACCAUUAGUUAACCAUUUACGCGGAAGGUUAUUAUGAAGUGUUACACACUAGGUCAUCCCUGGAAUUUUGUAGCUGUUUUUCCCCCAGAUUUGGUUGGUGUUAGGGCCGGGUGAUUCACCUUCCCCCAGAUUUUGUUCAUGGAAAUAUCAAUUCACGACUCGUAUCGAUUCGACAGCCCAUACUGCAACCAAACCCCCCACCUCAUAUUUAAAACGAAAUAAUGGCUCCACUGUCUGUUAAUAGAUUAUCUGCAUGUACUUUAAUUUUGAUAUGAAGUGCCUCAACAAACCUUGAAUAGUAGCAAGACAUAUCAUGGCAUGUCGCUAAGGUGGAGGUGAGACAUCGCUGCAUGUCUUUCAUAGAUAAUCCAGUCAAAUAACAUAUUUUAAUUUACCCUCAAACACUAACAUCUCUCCUCUACAAAGUCUCUUAGUAAUGAUGUGAAAGAUACAGUAUCUUGUUUAUUCUGUAUUCAUGUAUUCUUGAAUGAUCUUGAAUGAUGUUUGAAUUAAAAUGGAGAUGUAAGGUCCCACCUACAGUGGGGUGAACGAUGGAAAUACGUAUGUCAUCAGACUAAGAUUUAAUUUUUUCUUUCUCUGCUUUGGUUUUCUAUAGUUUUUGUACCACUAUCAUGUUUGUUCUGAAACAUAUAUGGUUGAUUAUCUACUGGUACACCAUGUCUGUUCAUGUUCUCCAUGUUCAACGUUUACCUGCAACUGGUAUAGAAUCAUAAGCUUCAGACCCAUAGCCUGAAUAUAGUUAACUAGUAGAUCAUUGGUUCUGUUGGGGGGUUGUGGGUGGUGUAGCUUAUCUCUGACAUACUAGGUAAGGGGGGCUUUAAGGGGAAAAAAGCUAUGAACCACUGGACCAAAUUAUUGCAUACCAGCAGGACUUGUCGUAUGGUACUUUGAUUCGUUGUGAAGUUCAUACAGUAUUAUUACAUUACACUUAGUAGGUGCAAUACUUUUUAUCCAAAGUGACUUGCUGUUUUUUUAUUAUUAUUACAUCCCCAACUAAUGCUUCAAACUAUCUUUAUAUGCUGUAUAUGUAUGUUUGUGUUCUAACAAAAUAUAUACCUCUACUGUUUUAUGUUGAUACAUAUAUUUUUGUAAUUUCCAAAUAUGUUGCCUUAAACUAAUCAUUGUGGAUUUUUAUACAAAAAGACUUUUUUUACAAUAGUCUGACUAUAAGCCCUCAUGUAUUUGCAGAGUCAGCUGUCUUUUUGCAGCUUUGUCAAUAAAUGUGAAAGACUUUUAA